AUGGUGUUGUGGCUUGCGGCUAAAAACCGCCUCCUGACUAAUGCGGAGCGUAGUCGGCGUCAUGUUGCAGUGUCGUCAGCCUGUGAACUUUACGGUGAUGAUGAAACGACCCUUCAUGUUUUUCGGGAUUUUCCCUCGGCUAAGGAGGUCUGGCAGGGCUAUUUCCAGCUGAUUGAAAAUUGGAACACGCUUUUCGCGAUAACGGUGUGGUGUAUGUGGAGGUGGCGCAACGAGCGUAUUUUUAAACAUCAAUUUCCCGCUAUAGCGGCUCGACUUAUGGAGAUUCGACGCUCGUCUACGGGCUACACAAAUGCAGCAGCAGCCUUUUCGUCAUUUGGUGCUGUACGACACCUUGUAUAG
This is a messenger RNA of Striga hermonthica, 360 nucleotides long. NCBI's taxonomy places the organism in Eukaryota, Viridiplantae, Streptophyta, Magnoliopsida, Lamiales, Orobanchaceae. The record is from the annotation of a GenBank genome assembly.